Molecule: messenger RNA, 2479 nt
Organism: Hevea brasiliensis (rubber tree)
Lineage: Eukaryota; Viridiplantae; Streptophyta; Magnoliopsida; Malpighiales; Euphorbiaceae
Product: protein NUCLEAR FUSION DEFECTIVE 4-like
Exons: 2
Coding region: 475-2163 (562 amino acids)
Cellular component (GO): membrane
Source: RefSeq, a predicted model, not a curated record
CAUUAACGCCCAUGUAACUUGCUUACAUGGUUUCACCGCACACCAGUUUUGGGUUGUGCAAUUUAUGGUUUUGGAUUAAGUUCUGUAGAAAAGUUGGCUCCUAUAGCUCUCUAUAAAGCAGAUUUCUUUGAGUUCAAAAUGAGGACAAACAGAUCAAUAAUAAAGAGUUGUCAAAGCUUUUUUUUUUUCUGUUGGGAGAGACAUUGACAUCAAAACUAAGAGAAGAAAAACCCAUCUCAUCUCACCUGCCAUUUCUCUUAAUUUUUCCUUUCCCUCUAACACCCCCCAUUAGUAUAUUUACUUUAGGCAUGUUGGGCAAUCAUCAAUUAAUGCAGGGUCUUCAUUUUCAUGUUGGGUAUGCCAUGAAAAUUUAAUCCCAUCACCACCCCAAGUUUCUUGCAGAAUUGCUUAAUCUUUUGUUGACGAUUUGACACACUUUCCUAUCCAAGCUUAUCCUAGAAGAAGACCAAAAAAAUGGGUGAGACAUGGCGAUUUGCAGUGCACGUGUUAAAUGGGAGAUGGUUUUCAGUUUUUGCCUCCUUCAUAAUCAUGGCUGGAGCUGGUGCAACAUAUCUGUUUGGAACUUACUCUAAAGAUAUAAAAGCCACUAUUGGGUAUGACCAAAAAGCUCCGAAUCUUAUAGGUUUCGUCAAGGAUCUUGGUGCCAAUGUUGGGGUCCUUGCUGGCCUUAUAGCUGAAGCAACACCAACAUGGUUUGUGCUUUUCACAGGUUCUGCGAUGAAUUUUGUUGGGUAUUUCAUGAUUUGGCUGGCUGUGACUGGCAAGGUAGCCAAGCCUAGAAUUUGGCAUAUGUGUCUUUAUAUUUGCAUAGGAGCCAAUUCCCAAAAUUUUGCCACUACAGGAGCUCUUGUCACUUGUGUCAAGAAUUUCCCAGAAAGUAGAGGUGUUAUGUUGGUUCUUUUGAAGGGUUUUGUUGGGCUAAGUGGAGCUAUCUUUGCCCAACUUUACCUAGCCAUCUAUGGAAAUGAUUCCAAGUCCCUCAUUCUUCUCAUUGCUUGGUUUCCUGCUGCUCUUUCUGUGGUUUAUGUGUACACAAUUAGAACAAUGAAAACUGAGAGACAACCUAAUGAGCUCAGAGUCUUUUACCAUUUCCUCUAUGUCUCAAUUGUGCUAGCAUUGUUUCUCAUGGCCAUGAGUAUACUCGAAAAAAUCAUUAGUUUCUCCAAAGGAGCCUAUGCAGCAAGUGCUACUGUGGUUUGUUUAAUUCUUUUUACACCUCUCCUGAUUGCCAUUAUAGAAGAAUGGGUUCAAUGGAACCUCAAGAAAAAGGAAGCAAUGAAGCCUCCUACUGAACUAACCAUACAGAAGCCAAGGGAAAUUGCAUCAGAGGAUGAGGGAUCAGUGAAAUCUAGUGCCUCAAAAGAGAAAAAAGACAAAGCUGAAAGAUCUUGCUUCCUUACUAUAUUUGACAAGCCAGAGAGAGAUGAAGAAUACACAAUCUUACAAGCACUUCUUAGCAUUGACAUGCUAAUCCUAUUUGCUGCAACAUUUUGUGGGUUUGGUACAAGCUUAACAGCAGUGGACAACUUGGGUCAAAUUGGUGAAUCACUAGGAUAUCCAACAAAAACAGUGAAUUCCUUUGUUUCCCUAGUGAGUAUAUGGAACUACUUUGGCAGGGUCUUCUCUGGAUUUGUCUCUGAAAACAUGCUUAUCAAGUACAAAACCCCUAGGCCAUUGAUGAUGACCUUUGUCCUGCUAUCCUGCAUAGGCCACCUUAUCAUUGCCUUCCCUUUCCCUAAUUCAGUGUAUGUAGCCUCAGUGAUAAUGGGAUUCUCAUUUGGUGCACAAUUGCCUUUGCUUUUCGCCAUAAUUUCUGAGCUAUUUGGCCUCAAGUACCACUCCAUAUUGUUCAACUGCGGCCAAUUGGCAAGUCCUCUUGGGUCAUAUAUACUGAAUGUGCAGGUCACUAGAAUUUUGUAUGGCAAUGAGGCAACCAAAGAGCUAAAAGCUAAGGGUUUGGAUAGAUCAGCAGUGAAGGAAUUGGUCUGCAUUGGAGUUGAAUGUUACAAAAAACCAUUUAUAAUUUUGUCUUCUGCUGCUUUAUUUGGUGCUCUCAUUUUACUGAUUUUGGUAGUGAGGACAAGGAAGUUUUACAGUGGUGAUAUACACAAGAAAUUCAGAGAGAGACAAGGAUUUUGCUGAUGAGACCAAGACAGGGUUUUGACCGUGUGGGUUUUGGGCCUUUCCUUUGGGCUUUGUUUUCUGGGCUGAGUUCCAUCUCUGUAAUGGGCCUUGGACCAGUCUCGUUUCUGUACUUCUUUCUCAAGAAUGAAAUCCUCGUUGGAAAACCACGCUCACUUUCGCGCUUCUCUCUCAAAAUUUAGCUGCCAGAGGAACACACUGCGUAUAUAUAAAAGAAAGCGAUUGCUUAGAGAGAGUGAUGGUGAUCAUGGACGAUCCUCUUGAUUUCGAAUCUGAAGACCCACUUCUUAGUUCCCCUGUUAUUAAUCAGAAAAGG